Messenger RNA from Bombina bombina (fire-bellied toad), 1173 nucleotides. RefSeq names its product keratin, type I cytoskeletal 17-like. NCBI's taxonomy places the organism in Eukaryota, Metazoa, Chordata, Amphibia, Anura, Bombinatoridae. Gene Ontology annotation, molecular function: structural molecule activity. Bases 187 to 1173 code for a protein of 328 amino acids. The transcript has 7 exons. The record is from RefSeq and is a predicted model, not a curated record.
CACUACCGAGCUCCUAGUGUACAUGGAGGUUCAGCAUGUAAAUCAGUCUCUGUCUCCAAACAUUCUUACUCUAAUCAUGGCUGUAAAAUUGGAAGCGCACAUGGUGGCUAUAGUCAUGGAAGCAGUUUUGGAGGCCACAGUGACUGGAAAAGUCAUGGCCUGCUUAGCACUAAUGAAAAGGAGACCAUGCAGAUUUUGAAUGACCGACUUUCAACGUAUUUGGAUAGGGUGCGCUCACUGGAAGAGGAGAAUGCCCAACUGGAGAGGAAGAUCUGUGAGUGGUAUGAAAACAAUGCACCCAGCUCAUUACCUGACUCCAGUCAGUAUUUCAGAAUCAUCCAGGAACUUCAGGGCCAGAUUGCUUCAGCAACUACAGAAAAUGCCAGGAUUAUUUUACAGAUUGAUAAUGCCAGAUUAGCUGCUGAUGACUUCAGGAGCAAGUUUGAGAUGGAGCUCAGUCUGAGUAACAGUGUUCAGGCUGAUAUUAAUAGCCUGCGCAGAAUCCUAGAAGCGAUGAACAGGGACAAUUGUGACCUGGAAAUGGAGGUUCAAAAUCUCCAGGAAGAAUUGCAGCAGAUGAAGAGGAAUCAUGAGGAGGAAGUUAACUGCCUGCGAGCUCAGUUAGGUGCCAGAGUCAAUGUGGAACUGAAUGCAGCACCAUCCGUAGACCUUAAUAGAACCUUAAAUGAGAUCAGAGAGCAAUAUGAAAACUUGAUGGACAGGAACAUGAGAGAGGUUGAAAACAUCUUCCGUGCAAGGAGUGAGGAGCUCAACCGUCAAGUAACAUUUGGGUCAGAACAACUGGAAUCUGUCACAUCGGAGCUAAUUGAGUUGAAGCGCUGUGCACAGACACUUGAGAUUGAGCUACAGAGUCAACUAAGCAUGACCUCAGCUCUUGAGUGCACAUUGGCAGAGACACAGUCCACUUAUGGUUCACAACUUGCCCAGUUACAAGGAAUGAUUAAUAAUUUGGAAGGACAACUGGCACAGAUAAGAUCAGAUCUGGAGCGCCAGAACCAAGAGUAUAGGAUACUCAUGGACCAGAAGAAUCACCUGGAAAUGGAAAUUGCUACAUAUAAGCGUCUGCUGGAUGGACAUGACAUACAGACAGAACCAAAUGCAGUGCUAGAUAUGAAAAAUGUAAACUUGCUGCAGAUUUCUGAGUAUGAGUGA